UGUAAUUCUGCUGUGAUUUACCACAAAAUUGCGAAACACUUCUUCAUGUUGUUGUAAUUUUGGAAAUUUGGUGAGCUAGUUUUUGGUUGAGCACAAUAGUAUAUAAGACCAUUGUUAACACCCUGAGCUGGAAGUAGGAUCCAACCCUCACAGAAUGAUCAAAAAGGGUGUUACUGAAAGUUUUGGCGCUGCAGUCUCCUGUCUGAGCACAGCUCAUCUGACGGAUGAAGUCAUUAGGAGGAGUAAGAGAAUGAUACUUGACACGCUGGGAGUGGGAUUACUUGGAUCCAGCACCCCUGUCUUUAACACAGUUUUUCAAUACAGCCAGAGGCAGCAAGCUGUGAAAAACAGCAAAGUUUGGGCAAGACCAGGAUCAUCUGUUCCACCUAAUUAUGCAGCCUUUGUAAAUGGAGUUGCGGUGCAUUCUAUGGACUUCGAUGACACCUGGCAUCCAGCCACUCACCCCUCUGGCGCUGUUUUGCCUGCUGUCCUGGCACUGGCUGAAACAUUGCCUGUCAAACCCACUGGCCUCGAGCUGUUGCUUGCAUUCAAUGUCGGCAUAGAGAUUCAGGGGAGGCUUCUGAGGUUUUCCAAAGAAGCACACAACAUUCCUAAGAGAUUUCACCCACCUGCAGUUGUUGGGGUUAUGGGGAGUGCAGCUGCUACAUCAAAGCUCCUGGGACUACCUCCAGCCCAAAGCAUUGCAGCUUUAGCAAUAGCCUGUUCUUCUGCUGGUGCCCCAAUGGCAAAUGCUGCUACGCAAACCAAGCCGCUCCACAUGGGCAACGCUGCCAGGGGUGGUCUGGAAGCCACUGAACUUGCUCUUCUCGGCCUUGAGGGCAAUACACAGAUUCUUGAUCUGGAGUCGGGCUUCGGUGCUUUCUACCCAGAUUACAUCCCUCGCCAACUUGCCGAGGUCAACUCUGCUUCUCAAUACAGGUGGGUGUUAGAAGAUCAGAACAUUGCACAGAAGCGCUUCCCCGCCCACCUUGGCAUGCACUGGGUGGCAGAUGCAGCUAUAGAAGCAAGGGCAAAAAUUCUAGAAAAACACCCAAAUACUGAUGUUAGCCAAAUUCAGAAGAUUACACUUAGAGUGCCCUUAUCCAGAUAUGUAGACUGCCCUCUACCAGUUACCGAGCACCAGGCCAGACACUCUUUCCAGUUCAACUGCUGCACUGCACUGCUGGACGGUGAGGUCACUGUUGAAUCCUUUAGCAAAAGCCAAAUGAACAGAAGUGCCCUUCAAGAGAUGCUUCUUAAAGUAAACUUGGAAAAUCCACAAGACAAUCACUCAAGCUUCGAAAAGAUGUAUUGUGAAAUUUCCGUGGAGACGACACAGGGGGAAACAUUCACUGCACACUGUGACACUUUUUAUGGUCACUGGAGGAAACCACUCCGUCAUGAGGAUCUGCUGAAGAAAUUUAGGGCGAAUGCAUCGACGGUGCUAACCCCUGAUUUUGUAGAGGGAAUUAUUUAUACUGUUGACAAUCUAGACAGCAACCAGGACUGUUCAAUGCUGUGGUCAUAUAUGCACUUUAAUAAGCAACGCAUGACGCACAGACAUGAGCACUGCUUUUCACUUUCAGUCUGAAUUGUAAUGAAAUCGAAAGAUUUGAUUUAAUUAACUGUGUAAUUUAUUAAUAAUUACUCUGAGAUAUAAUUUUCAACACUAACUGUAAUAUAAUUUUCAAAUCAGUUCUGUAGUUUCUUUCCAAAUUUCUAAAUUUAUCUAUUCUAAUGCCGCAAAAUAAAACAUCGAAUUUCAAAUCUAUUGGUUUUUAACACGUCUAAGAUUUGUCAUUCUUAAUAAAAUUGCUGGUCAACUUGAUUUUAGUUAGAUCCUGGGUGUAAGUCAUUGUUUAGAAAAAUACACAGCAUUUCAUAAUAGAACUACAUCAAAACAUGUAUUCUUUGUUCAUGAAACGAAACGGAAAGAUGACGAAAGAAUGGAAAAUGCACACCACACAAAACCUCUCUUUCACCAAAUGUUUCACAACACUUAACACUUAUAUAUAUAUUUUUUCAGCUGGGUUAGUAUUUAAGAGAGAACAUUUCUGCAUUUUUUUGCCAAAACAGGA
Molecule: messenger RNA, 2078 nt
Organism: Triplophysa dalaica
Lineage: Eukaryota; Metazoa; Chordata; Actinopteri; Cypriniformes; Nemacheilidae
Gene: acod1
Product: aconitate decarboxylase 1
Exons: 5
Coding region: 155-1591 (478 amino acids)
Molecular function (GO): lyase activity
Source: RefSeq, a predicted model, not a curated record